Molecule: messenger RNA, 3992 nt
Organism: Contarinia nasturtii (swede midge)
Lineage: Eukaryota; Metazoa; Arthropoda; Insecta; Diptera; Cecidomyiidae
Product: titin-like
Exons: 8
Coding region: 168-3866 (1232 amino acids)
Cellular component (GO): nucleus
Source: RefSeq, a predicted model, not a curated record
ACAACGGCUGUCACUCAUGGCUUUUUAACUAAUCAUCGAUAAUCAAUAGCAAAUAUUUUUGAAUUGCGAUUUAACAAAUAAAUAGCGAUCUAGAUUUGCUAUAUUAUAUGACAAUAAUUAAAGGGAACAUUUGAUUAUAAAAUAUUGACGUUACAACAAAGUAAAUUAUGAAUUCACGAUUUAAAUUUGUGCAAAGCGUGAACCCACAGCCGAUUCCAACAAACACAAUUAGACCAAAAUUCAGUAAGCUGACAUUGGCAACGACAAAAUUUGUGGCAGUUGAAUCGAUCAAUACACAAAAAGAUAGUAACAUUCAAUCUACACAAAAAGUUACAUGUACUACAACAACAAGAACCACAAUGACGAAUGUAUUAAACGAUCCACCCGUUGAAGAUGACAAUGAAGAAUUAUCAUGCGCACAGAAACCAAAAAUUCUGCUCUAUGAUUCCACGCAGGAAGAUAAUCAAUCCGAUAUUUUAACGGAUGAUGACACUGAUUCAGUGGGUAGUUCAAUUGAUAGCAAAGAGAUUGAAGAGGACUUGAAAGAAAUUUCACAGCCAACGACACAAGGCACUGUCGCCAAAAUUGAUAAUCUAGAGACCCAAAUGCAGAAUUUGAGCUUUUUACCACCAUCCAACUCAGGUAAUUUGAGUAUUAAAAGCGAUGAAAAUCUUCAGAAUAUGUCACGACAAUUUGAUCAACUUGAUUUGCAACACGACAAUGCGAACAAAGAUACCGAGGAGAAAAACACAAAAGAUGACAAUAGUUUGCUAUCUGGUUCAGUUCAAACAUUGAGUAGCACUGACACAUUGGAACAAGAACCGAUUUCAUUCGAACAAAGUCAAGAGAAAAAUGCAUCCGACGAUGUGAUUGUUCUUUCGGAUACGGAUUGCGAAGAUAAUGGAAGUCAAAAUGAACCAUCAAAACGGAACAUUUCACAAGAACCACCAUUAAAACCAACUUCUGCAAGUAGCAACAACGGUAUCUUGUACAAUAUAUCGUCCAUUGAUAGUUCAGCGAUGGAAAAAGUAAAUCAAUUCUUCAAUGAGGCACCAUUUAUUCCGCCCACCGACAGUUCAUUUUCUUCAAGUCACACCUCGAAAUCAACGCAGGAAGAUGUUUUUGUACCCGAAACAACGGAUGAAGAAAGCAUUGAUGAUGAGGUCAUUGAGUCAAGCAUUGUUGGCAAUGAUGCUGUUGGUUACAAUGACGGCGAAAAUGAACAAAAUGAACGAAAAGAACCUGACCGCAAAGAGCAAAUCAACGAAAAUACUGAUCAAAACAAAUUCAAUUUCUCUGAUAAUAAUAUUGUUUUUGACAUUCCGGUAAUCAAAAGUACAAGCGAUCAGCCAAAACAAUUGAUUCGGUCGCAAAGUGGUGGAGUUCGUCUAACCGCCUCACGUUCGUCACCAAUAAUCAAAACUACAAUUGAUUCUGAUUGCAUUAAGCGAACAUCAAGCAAUGUCAUUCUUAAAACACCCACUUCAAUCAGAGUUAAUUCGGCCAACGGACAAUCAAUUAAUAUUGCAGCGAAAAUUAACAUCAACUUUGACAUUCAAAUCGUAGAAGAUUCGAGUGAGGAAUCUAGUGAGGACAACAAACCACCAAGAAAAUCGGAAGCAAUUCAAUCGAGUGAAGACUGCCAACGCAACUCAGAUGGCUACCAAAGUGCCAACUCAAAUCACACAGAUGACAGCAGCGCAAAACUUACAUCAUCGAAAAGCCCAAAGAGAGAUUUGAAAAAUGCAAAAACACCACCCAGAAAUAGUAGAGUUGAUGAUGUGAACACUCAAACGAAGACUCCAACAACAGCAAGCAAAAUUAAACAAUUUGCAUUCGUGCCCCCAAAGAGCAUGACGAAGUACAAGAAAACCGAUAGAUCCGAAGCAAAUCAAAACACUAAAUCUGAACGCAUGAACAAAUCAAUUGAUUCCGAAAAAUCUGAAAUGGAUGACGGCUUUCAAGUUGAUAAAAAUAUUCCAAUAAAUGCACGCGAUCAAAAGUUAUUGCAUAAGGUUUAUGGUAAUGCAUGGAAAACACCAGAAGUCAUUCGAAGCUAUUCUUCUGUGAAGGGAAAACCCGAUGAGAGAACAGCAGUAAAUACAACUCCUUCUGUAUUCAAAGACAGUCGACAAAGCAAAGGAUUUGAUCUUUUUAAACAAAAGAUUAAAACAAACUUAAAUUCAACUCGAUUUGACGACCACGCUGAAAUCAGUAACAUCGAAACUCCAGAGCGGAUAAAGAGAGUGAUGAAGUCAAAAACAGAUACACCACGACCAAAGUUAAAACCAUCAGUCAGCGCUAAAAAGACUGAAAUAGAGCCCUCGCCGUCUGUUCUUACAAAAAAAAAGCCAUCACCAAAAUCGACAAAGAAAAAAUCAGCUAUUAAAUCAGUUGCUGCUGAUGAUCAUGAGGAGAUGUCGAUUAUAACGCCACGACCGCGCAGAAAUGUUGUUCGAAAGCCCAUUUUCGAUUCAGAAGAUGAAAGCAACAAAGAAAAUGAAACAGAUUAUAGCAGCGACGAUUUUUCUGACACAAACUAUCUAACCAACGACGACACCGAUGACAGCAAUGCAGAAACGGAGAGUAUUCCGAAGCCAAGAAGCGUGCGUGGUAAAAAUGGAACUGGUGUGAGUGCUACAAAGCGCCCAGAAAAGAAGACUUCAAAAAAUGACUUGAUAUACUUGGAUCUGUCGUCAGAAGAAGUAGCAACAGUCGACGAAAACUAUCAUAACGUACCAGAAGACGAUUUGGCUAAUAUUACAAGAAAAUUCCUUGAGACUGACCUGAAUGAUGAAGAAAAACCGAAGAAAAAGAUUGGACGAAAACUCUUCACUCAUAACUACGAUGACAUUGACGAGGAACCAACCAUUGAAAGUGAACCGAGAUCCAUCAGAAAGAAACCCCUUGAAGAACCUAGUUUGAAUAUUGAAAUUCCAAGAUUCACACACAAAUUAUUUGAUUCAAAGACAUUUGGUUCGCCGUCAAUAAACAAAACACCGAAAACGGAUUUGAAAAAAGACGAACCCAAAACUCCCGUAUCAUCUAAGAUUUUUGCUCCAAAAACUCCACUUAGUAGCGCACGGUCAAAACUCAACAGUCCACCGAAAACAUUUGAAACUUACGGAUUUUUAAAAUCAUUGGACGUUCAAUCAUCAAUGUUUUUAUGCCAUCCCGAUGCCAAAAAAUAUCGCGAAAAUUUCAAACCUCAUAAAGAAGAAUUGACAAAUAUUUUGUACAAAAUGUACAACGAAAAAGUAUUUGAUAGCAAAUUGAAUGUUGAUAUUCAAUGGAAUAAAAAACUCACAACGACUGCAGGCCGUUUUCACGGUCGUACAAAGUCAGUCAAAGUCACUGGAAAGAAUCAUCACAUUGAACUCAGUGAAAAAGUGCUGACAAGCGCAGAUCGAUUACGUUGUACACUCAUUCAUGAGAUGUGCCAUGCGGCCACUUGGAUUUUCAACGGAGAAAAGGGGCACGGAAUUCGAUGGAAAUCAUGGGCAAAGAAAGCAAAUUACGUUUUUCCCGAGCUUCCAACAAUAUCAGUUUGUCAUAAUUACGACAUUGAAUACAAAUAUACAUAUAAAUGUGAUAUGUGCCACAGCAAGUCGUACUCACAUUCGAAAUCAAAAAAGGUUGAGAACAUCCGAUGCAGCUAUUGCCACGGAAUGAUCAGUAUUUUCUUAAACAAGAAAAAGGACGGCCAAACUAUAAUGGAACCAGUUCGAGAAGCAAAUGGAUUUGCAAAGUUCGUUAAAGAAAAAUAUAAGGACUUUAAGAAGCCGGGUGUUAAACAUGCAGAUGUCAUGCGUCAAAUUAGCUCUCUAUAUUCCACACUUUCACAAGAAGAGAAGAAACAAUACUGACGAAUCGGUUCCACCGAAUUACAAAUUGUGAUACUGCUUUUAUUAGUAGUUUAUUUCUUAUGUUGCAAUUGAAAAAAAAAACAUGUUUUUACCUAUGACAAAUAUAUGCAAUCAAUAAACGAAGAC